CAUUGUAUUUUUUUAAUUUCUUCCCGAUAUUCUCUUGUUUUUUAUGUGAAAUAUUAACUAAAAUUAUUAGAAAAUAAUUAAUAAAACUGAAAAAAAUGCCCGAAGAAUCAAAGGAAAGUAAAGCCAAGAAAUUGGCAGCGGCUAGAAAAAAGUUAAAAGAAUAUCAACAACGUGGCUCAGCCCCUGGUACUAAUGCAGCUGGCUCUUAUGCCGAUUCUGCUACCAAUAGCGGUCAUGUUAGCAGCAAUAUAUCGGAAAGAUCUGAAUCAGAAUUACAACUAAAUGGUAGUUGUAACGAUAUAAAUAACACGGAUAUUGUUGCUGAAUUAGAACAAGCCGCAGUGGUGCAGAAAGAGGAGCUUUUACAAACAGAAAAUGUUAAUUAUUUUGCUAUGGAUCCUACACCAGAACCAGCUGAAGGCAUUAAAGCAGAACUUAGUGUUAAGCCAGAUAUGUUCUCGGAGGAAACAUUUACAGAGGGAACACAAAACAUCAAUGCCAUACAAGUUUUAAUUACGGAAAAAUCCCAAUUGACUAUGGAAGUAAAUAAAUUUCGUACUUUGUGCCGUGAAAAAGACUUGGAAAUGGAAGAACUAAGGGUCCAACAUAAUAAUGCCACAAAACGUGUCGAGGAACUAACACAGCGUCUGCUGGAUAUACAAAAACAACAAGAACAGCAAAGACUACACAAUGCCGAGCUGCAGCAUAAAUUAGCUCAAGCUAGAGCUGUACAGGAGGAUCACGGAAAUCACAUCAAUGAGCUGCAGCAACAGUUAACUAUGCGCGAUGAGAGACUGAAACAAUUGGAUGCAGAUUUUAAAGAAAAAUCCAAUGAAUUAGAGAUGAGUCAAUUACGCAUACGGCAAUUGUCCGAUGAAAAUAAUAUUACCAAAGAUAAUCGUGUCGAGACCUUGACCCAAACACAAUUUAUGUACGAACAACAAAUUAGGGAUCUACAGGCCAUGGUGCAACAAUUAACACAAGAUAAAGAGCAGGCCAAUACACAAUAUCAAACCUAUGUCCAACAAUUAAAUGCCCAAGUCCAACAGUUGACCGAACGUAAUACAGAGCUAAUGGACGAGUCCACAAAAUUGCAAGAAAGAGAAAAGCAAUGGCUGGAUCAUAUACAGCACAUGGAGAAGGAGAUACAAAAAAAUAUCAGCAGGCAGGCAGAAGUUAAAGAGGAAAAAGAAAAGGAAUCUUCCUCAGAAACUAACAAUGAACAAUUGAAAACAUUACAAGAACGUUUGAAUGAAUUCGAGGCGGAACGUUAUGAAUUCCAAUUGAAAAUUAAAUCCCAAGAGGACCGUUUAAAUUCACAGCAACUUGAAGUGAAACAAAAAGAUAUAGAAUUGGAACAACUGAAAGAGUAUUUGGAAAAUAUUACCUCCGAACAGCCGGAUAAAACAAAACUAUUGGCCACCAUGGAAUCGGAUAAAGUGGCUGCCUCACGAGCUCUUACACAAAAUGUUGAAUUGAAAAAACAAUUGGAUGAGCUGGAACUACGAUUUGUACAAUUGACCAACGAUAAGGCGGAUCUUAUGAAUCGUUUAGAUUCCGAGCAAUAUGCCAAUCGUGAAAUGCACACAAAUUAUGCUUCAAUGGAGGAGCGUCUAAGGACCAUUGACGAACGUUUUAAGUUCAAAGAUGAGGAAAUGAUACGUCUGUCGCAUGAAAAUGAAGAAUUGAAAAAGAAAUUGGAGAAUAAGAUUUAUUAUAACGAAGAAAACGAACGAGAUGAUGUAGAACAUCAUGAUCAUGAACACAAUCACGACCAUCAUGAUCAUCAUCAUGACGAACAUGAUGAAUGUGAUCAUGAUCAUCAGCAAGGUCACAAUGAAGAGCAUAAUCAUCAUCAUGCUCAUAGUGAAGAGCAUAAACAUGAUCACCAUGAGCAUGAUUGUCAUGAUCACCAUGAACACGAUCAUCAUCAGCAUGAACCAAAACACAAUGAAAAUCAUUCAGAUGAUCAGGAAUCUUGUCAAGAAGCUACUGAAGACAACAUUACAAACUAUACACAACUUCAAACACCUAAAACCCAUAAAAAACCAGCAAAAUCCCCAACUAGCACAACUACAACGCCACGUAUUGCCACCGAAGAAGCUGUUGAAAAGUUACAGCAACGUUUUACCCAACUAAUGACACAGUGUGCCGAUCUAACCGAUGAGAAACAGCGUCUCGAACAUUUAGUCAUGCAGUUGCAGUCGGAAACCGAAACUAUAGGCGAAUAUAUAGCCCUCUAUCAGAACCAGAGACGUAUUUUGAAACAGCGUGAAUAUGAGAAGGCGGCACAAACAGCCAUGCUACAGGCUGAACGUGAAGAAAUGCGCGAACGCUUAACAUUGCUUAAUAAUCUAGUAAAUAGUUUGGGCAUGGAAAUGCCACAAAAUCAACACUUGAAACAACAAAUUAACGAAGCCUUAGCACAAAAUGUUGCCAUAGAUGUGACCAGUCAACACAAUGAAGCCCAAGAGCUAAAUAAUAGUGCAGAUUUAGCGAGUUUGAAAGCCUUGGAUGCCCCUGCUAGUGUUCCUGCAUAUCAAACACCCACAAAAGAUUUAAAUUCUAGCGAAUCUCAACAGAUUCUACAUAAAAUACAAGAUAUUAUAACGGAAAUUAAGGAAAAUACCAAAGAGUUGCCGACAAUAACACAUUCGGUGGAUCAUUUAAAUUGCUGUUCGGGUAAAUUUGAGGUGGUUUAAUUUUUUUCUAAUAUAAUUAAAGUGUUAGUGCGUAAAACAAGUAAUCAUUCUUAUGUAAAUAUUUAUAAUUUGUACAACAAACAUAAAGGGAGAAAAUCAUAAAUUUAUUUAAUAAUAUGCUUUGUUAAAAAAAUAAAGGAAAUCUUUUCAAACUAAAUAAAAACUAUAAA
This is a messenger RNA of Calliphora vicina (urban bluebottle blowfly), 2872 nucleotides long. RefSeq names its product Golgi matrix protein 130 kD. Lineage: Eukaryota; Metazoa; Arthropoda; Insecta; Diptera; Calliphoridae. Gene Ontology annotation, cellular component: Golgi cisterna membrane; cis-Golgi network; Golgi apparatus. The record is from RefSeq and is a predicted model, not a curated record. The transcript has 4 exons. Gene Ontology annotation, biological process: Golgi organization. Bases 96 to 2702 code for a protein of 868 amino acids.